Molecule: messenger RNA, 1989 nt
Organism: Megalobrama amblycephala (Wuchang bream)
Lineage: Eukaryota; Metazoa; Chordata; Actinopteri; Cypriniformes; Xenocyprididae
Exons: 7
Coding region: 284-934 (216 amino acids)
Source: RefSeq, a predicted model, not a curated record
UCUUUUAUAAAGUGAUUUAAAGAGAGACCCUGAAUGUACCCCAAACAAAGAUCGCACAAGGGUUAAGAAAAAAUAUAUAUAUUUAUCUCAAACAUUAUGGAGUGCACGAUGUGUCAUAAUUGUUUUAUUAAUUUCAGUUCUAUUUGUGAACUCUGUUUUUAAUUUUAGAUGAUAGCAGAGUUUUCCCAACUGAGAAUAAAACCCUUUCAAAACCUCUUCCACCCAAAUGUAAGUUGUUAAACAUGUAACAUGAUUAACACAUAACUUUUAACCAACCUAUUAGAUGCCUUUUCCUUUUUAUUUUAUAUUCACAGAUAAGCCAUUCUCCAAUUUUCAGCCUCUGGACAAUGCAGAAGCAUCACCGCCAGCAUCCCGGCUAUCGUGUAUGGCACAACCCCUUCAAGCUGCCUCACAGCUCCUCUUAGAAGAGCCCCAGUGUUCUUCAGAAGCAGCAACAAAGAACUAUCGCACAAAAGUCUUGCAAAAACUGCAAGACAUUGCAGAAACCCAGCAAGACAUCUUAGCGAUGCAAAGAAGCAUACUGGCUGCUGUUGCUGGGACGGUGACAGUGACUGAGGAAGGGGGGGACAUCCUGGAAAAUGGACCAUGCCAGACUGUGGAUGAGCUGGAUACACUAAACACAGAACUGGGAAAUAAGGACAAAAGGACCAAGCUGAUGAACUACCUUCGAUCGCUUGGAGGAACAAAUUCAGGGGCAGCCGUGCGCAAAAUGUUGCGCAAGGUUGCAUCAAACAACGUCUUGAGUGCCUACAGUUUAAAAGGGAAAAAAGGGAAACUAGCCUUCAAAGACUUAAUUAUCUGUGAUAUAAUUAUAGGAGCAACGCAAAAGCUUUUUAGGUCUUUAAAGGCAGCUGACGUGGAAGACCUUAUUUCAAUGGUGCUAAAAUUUGCCCCACACAGGCAUUUAAAAUGAUGAUGGGGAAUUGAAGAUGUGUGGUGAAAUAUUUUUUGCAUAUUUCAUUAUAUGAUGUGUAAAUAUGUUGUUUAAAUUAACAUGUGGCUUUCUCAUGAUGUAUUUGAUAAUAAUUAGUAUACGAUAAUAUAGCCCAUUUAUUAAAUUAUUAUAACUCUAAGUUUUAUUAUAUUCAUGUUCAUGAUUAUUACGUUCAAUUUUGUAUUUGUUGUUUAAAAUAUGUUCAUGGUUUAUGUAUAUAGAUUAUAGAGAUUGUUUCUGUAAAUACAAAUUAUAUUUCUUUUAAUAAUAUUACUAUUCAUGGUUCUUACGAUUCUUAUGUUUUCUGAACAAUAAGCAACGACUAUAGUUUCUCGUGAUAUAUUUGAUAAUAAUUAGCAUAUGAUAUAUGACCUGUUUACAUUUAUUAAAUUAUUAUAAUCUCUUAAAGUUUUAGAAUUUUCAUGUUCAUGAUUGUUACGUUCAAUUUUGUAUUUGUUGUUUAAAAUAUGUUCAUGGUUUAUGUAUAUAGAUUAUAGAGAUUGUUUCUGUAAAUACAAAUUAUAUUUCUUUUAAUAAUAUUACUAUUCAUGGUUCUUACAAUUCUUAUGUUUUCUGAACAAUAAGCAAUUACUAUAGUUUCUCAUAUUUGAUAAAACUUAUUUUAAUAAUAUUACUAUUCAUGGUUCAAACAAUUAUUAUGUUUUCUGGACAAUAAGCAAUGACUAUAGUUUCUCAUAUUCGAUAAUAAUUAUUUUAAUAAUAUUAUUCAUGGUUCAAACAAUUCUUAUGUUUUCUGAACAAUAAGCAAUGACUAUAGUUUCUCGUGAUAUAUUUGAUAAUAAUUAGCAUAUGAUAUAUGAACUGUUAACAUUUAUUAAAUUAUUAUGAUUCUUAAAGUUUUAGAAUUUUCAUGUUCAUGGUUAUUAAUGUUUUCAAUGGAAUUGUAUGAUAUGUGUUGUUUAAAAAAAAUAUGUAUAUGACUUAUUUAUAGAUUGUUUCUGUAAAUGAAAUUUAUUGUAAUAAUAUAUUCGUAUGAUUCUUUUAUUUUUGAGCAAUAAACUAAGUAGACUAUU